This is a messenger RNA of Pelobates fuscus (common spadefoot toad), 2870 nucleotides long. It is a transcript of the gene GATA4, whose product is annotated as GATA binding protein 4. Gene Ontology annotation, biological process: positive regulation of transcription by RNA polymerase II; negative regulation of transcription by RNA polymerase II; cell fate commitment. The record is from RefSeq and is a predicted model, not a curated record. Gene Ontology annotation, molecular function: DNA-binding transcription factor activity, RNA polymerase II-specific; zinc ion binding; RNA polymerase II cis-regulatory region sequence-specific DNA binding. NCBI's taxonomy places the organism in Eukaryota, Metazoa, Chordata, Amphibia, Anura, Pelobatidae. The transcript is spliced from 8 exons. Bases 765 to 1931 code for a protein of 388 amino acids. Gene Ontology annotation, cellular component: nucleus.
GGCGUGUCAUUGAUCCUACAAACAUAUCCUAAUCCCUAAUGGGAAUCUCUGGCAUUUGAUGACGAAGUGCCAGGCGGUGGGAUCUGCAUGAAGGGGUUGUGCCACAGACAGGGACAGAGCAGGUCAGGGGAUUUGUUGGAUACAUAUUUGAGUUUCCAGUGGGGAGUUUGGACUUUGGCUGCUCUGUGUUUUUUUUGAACAGGAAUGAAGUCUGGCGCCUGCUGAUGGUGCAACAGAUAUUAAUCCCACGUGAUAGGGAGAAGCCAGUCAGCAGGAGGGAGAGAGUGGAGGAGAGAAGGGGAAAAGUGCAAGGAUUGGAGACAGGACUGACUCUCUGUGCUCCCUCUAAGCUGGGAGACCCAAGCCCCCCAGAGCCAGGAUCUGAUUGUGCUUGCAGUGCCUAAUGGGCUAUUGGGUCUUUCUCCCCCAGGUCUGUGAAGCCAUCUCUUAUUCUGUGAACUCUGCCCCUGGAAUGCUGGAAGCUGGAAGGGUUUAGUCAGUGUCAGGUAUAAAUAGAAGAACAAGGGGAGGGGACUUCUCAUAAUAAACUUGGACACCCAGAAGAUGAGGUCUGCCAUGAGUGACCUUCUGAAUUGGUGAUCACCCUGGACUUAUCCUUGGAGUUAAUUUGAGAAGAUCUGGAUCCAUUUUGAGACCCUGUGCCCGACCCUUCAUCUAGGCUUGAGGGUAAUUUCCCUUGGAGAAGAUCCCACGCUGAGCUGUGGAAUUCUUGGUGGGGUUGUGGACAUCUGGAGCUUGUGAGGAUGUAUCAAAGCCUAUCAAUGUCUGCCAGCCAUGCCCCACCAUCUUAUGAUGGAACUGGUAGCUUCAUACAUGGGGCAACUACCUCAUCUCCAGUCUAUGUGCCAACCAGCAGGGUGUCCUCCAUGAUCCCCAGCCUACCUUACCUUCAAGGCAGCAGCUCAUCUCAACAAGCCAGCCCUGUGUCAGGCCACAACAUGUGGCCACCUACUGGAGCAGAGUCCGCUUACAAUCCAGGAUCUUCUCACACCCCAGUGUCUCCAAGGUUUGCCUUCUCCUCCAGUCCCCCUAUCUCUGCCCCUUCUAGCAGAGAAGUGUCUUACAGCAGCCCCCUGGCCAUCUCAAGCAAUGGAAGGGAGCCUUAUAGCAGGGGUCUGAGUGCCACUUACCCCAGCCCUUACCCUGCAUAUGUGAGCCCUGAUAUGGGCGCUGCCUGGACUACCUCUCCCUUCGAUAGCUCCAUGCUGCACAAUCUGCAGAGCAGAGGAGGACCUGGGACCCCAAGACACCCCAAUAUAGAAUUUUUCGAUGACUUCUCAGAGGGACGAGAAUGUGUCAACUGCGGAGCUAUGUCGACCCCACUUUGGAGGAGAGAUGGUACAGGCCACUAUUUAUGCAAUGCCUGUGGACUGUACCAUAAGAUGAACGGAAUCAACCGACCCUUGAUAAAGCCCCAGCGAAGACUGUCAGCAUCUCGCCGCGUGGGUCUGUCCUGUGCCAAUUGUCAUACGACCACCACUACGCUUUGGCGUCGAAAUGCGGAGGGGGAACCCGUCUGUAAUGCUUGUGGACUCUACAUGAAGCUGCACGGGGUUCCACGCCCAUUAGCAAUGAAAAAAGAAGGCAUUCAGACUAGAAAACGUAAGCCAAAGAAUCUCAGCAAGUCCAAAACGCCAACAGGACUAAAUGGCAGCGAUAACCUCACUCCUUCAACCGGCUCCGCCAACUCCAGCGCAAAUGAGGAGAUGCGCCCCAUAAAGAUUGAACCUGACUUGUCCCCUCCUUAUGGCCAUUCCCUGUCUCUGGCUCAGGCAUCCUCUUUGUCUGCAAUUACAAGUCACGGAUCAUCUAUUCAUCCCAUGACAGGUCUAAAACUGUCCCCACAAAACCACCACUCUCCACAAACGAGCUCAAAGCAUGACUCCUGGAAUAACUUGGUUCUGGCAUAGGCUGCUACUACCCAGCCAACGCAUUUCACCUCCCAACUCAACCUGAAGACUAGAACCCAAGUUUGAUUCAGUUCUACAAGACAGACUUCUAACCUUACGAAAGAAGAAAAAAAAAAUUGCAAUCUCUCCAGGACACGAGUUAUUCAAUUUUAAAGUACAAAACUAGCAAUGUAAUUUAAAACCUGUUGUUCUAGGAACUGACUGUUUAUACACAAGACUAUUGUGGGAAAGAUGAAAAGGAUGUGUUGCUAUAUCGAACAUUUAUGCUGCACAAUGAAAUUUCAUUCUUGUCCACAGCCUUGCCAAUCAUAUUUCUCAGUGACCAAGGUAUCCAUCAGUUUGCUUGUGAAAAGUGGGAAUUAAAAUAUAAAAAAGCUUGAUGAUCCAUUGGAAAACAUAAGGAAACAUUUAGGCAGCCCCAUCGGAUACCUUCAGCUGAAGACACAGAAGCCAAGAAAAUUUUUUGUAUAAAGAAUCUAAAUGUUUGAUUUUGGACAGGACACACAGAGAGGAAGCUAGUGUGGACGUUCACGGCUGAGCUGUGUAUUGUAGUUAUAAUUAUUCUCUGCUUAUUGCAAGAUGUUUUAUGGUUUUCCUGGUCUCAGACUUAAAAAAAUAUGUUCAUAUAUUAUUAAGGAGGAAAAAAUAGAAUAUAUACACUUAUAAGACCCCACUUAAUUACUGUUGAUUUCUCUAUGCACAAUUUGCCCUUUAACUCCUAUUUGUUGGUCAAAACGCUGUAGGGAUUAUUGAAUAGAGCUCGUAAAAAGUAGAACAGGAGUUGUAGAACUUCACUUCUGGUGAAGAAUCUACCUUCUGACCACACUGGUCUACACUAUGUCUUUGAGUCUCAUAAAAAAAAAAAAAAAACACCUGUCCUGUAGUGAACCGGUAAACUAAAACAUUUCAGCUAAUUAUAGGCAUAGAAUCUUUUAGAAA